UUUCCAGCUUCCACUUUCUGACCAGUAGAAGAGAAUCGCGUUUUUAGCUGAAACGGGGAAAGGCUUUAACUAGGCGAAAUGAUCGACGUAAUGGUUGCUUGAUAGUGGAAUGAAGCAUAAAUGUGGCCCGGGRAGAGUAAAAGAGAUUUUAACAAAACAAUAAUCAGAAGGACCUGGUUGUAUAGAGGCCCAAAAGUGCCACAAUUUAAUAAAUGAGACUGAAUGUGCUAAUACUGAAUUUUGUAAUUGUAAGAAAAUACAGAUAAUUUGAUAAAUGGAUAAUUAUAAUUAUUUAUUAUAAUAAAUAAACACAUGGUUACUGUGUUUAUAGGACACAGUAAUGUGUCCUAUAAACACAUGAUUCUUCGCUUCUGUUUAYUUUGAAAGAAGUAUAUUGGAGCAUGUAGUCAAUUAGAUGUUAAGCACAUCCAUGCAWCAUCUUUUUAUUGGCUAUGCUUUUAUCAUAUAGGAACCCCUGCAUGUCAAUGUUUACAUCCCGAAGUUGUAGCUGGAGGGCAAAUAUACUAUUCUUUUACAUGCUACCCAUAGCUGUGUUGUCAUGUAGAACAAUCAUGUUAUCUUAAAAGAAACCUGGAUACGUUCGUAUUAUUAAUUUAGGGCUGUGUGCCACAGCAAAUGGUAAAAUAACGCAGAAAAACAACUUAAAACCACUUUUUUCCUCCUUGGGCUAAGCUGCAGUCUCGUUGCCAUAGCAACUGACAACACCACUUUAUGCGUCAGGAUUCAACACCAAAAAAAAAAAAAAAAAAAACACUAAAACGUUUCAUACACAAAGACCAGCACAUUCAGUCCGUUACAGUAUCAUGUUUUUAGGCUUGAUGUUUAUUUUUGCGAUUAUUCAGAUAAGCAAUCGCUGUGGUAGAUUAGCUACCGCUGCUAUUAGCUAGGCUAACACUGCGGCGGUUGAUUAGCUAAACUUGCUCUACUGAUGAUCUGUUAGAAUUGGUAUGUCGAUUGCUUUAUUUUUAACUGAAACCAAACACACCAAAUUCCACAUCACGUCUACUUGUUAAGGUUGUCAACUACUUUCCUCUCCCUCGCCAUUUCUUAAAACGUUUUUCCGAACAUUCAUCUGAACAUUCUGAAAUCGAAUGUUCAGAUGACGUUGGCAUGAACGUUCGCCGACGUUUACCGGACAAUUUAAAACACCAUUAARCGUUAUAGAUGUAGUAUUGGCACAACUAGUGUUGUAGCAAAGCAUUAUGUUCCUUUAAUAAGACAAAUAGAUUUGAAACAGACAAGCUCAGAGGCUGUUCUUUUCCAGGCGCUCCAGUCAAAGGAAAAUCAAAACGGAAAUAAACCGGUGAGUAGGUCUCUCUCUGUUUURGUGACGCUGAGAAAUUCCCAAUCCCAGAAUUCCCACAAGCCCCUGAUCACUUCAGCAGACCACCAAAUCACAAACUCUGCAGAAGAAGAAGAGAGGAGGGAAACACGGGGAUGUUUUCUUAUCAUGGUUGGACUGAGCGCAAAAAGAGGCUUGUAUUCAAUAUUUCUAAYACUUUUCUGCGUGAACUUUGUGUUUAUCAAGACAUCCGCACAAUAUGAGAGCUACAGCUUCAGAAGUUUUCCCAAAGMAGAACUCCUUCCUCUCACCGCAGCCUACGGACUGGCGCUGGACAGCUACGCAGCAGGAAACUGGACCGAAUCCAUCCAGUACUUGGAGCUGAGUUUGCGUUUGCACCGACUUCUCAGGGAAAGUGUGCGGUUCUGCUCGGUCCAGUGUAGCCGCAGCGGUCAUGAGGAGCCGCUUUUCCCCGCUGCAGCCCCGGAUCUAAGCGUCUGCUGGCGCGUCGUGCGGACGGCGUCCUGUCAGAAGAAGUGCAGGGCGCAUUUCCCGGUCCUGCAGCUGCCGCCUCCCGGCACCGAGAUCCUGGAGGAGUUCAGCAAAAGAUCCCCGUACAGAUAUCUGCACUUUGCUCACGCUGAGCUGGACGACCUGCAGCGGGCCGUCCCGUGUGCCUACACCUUCCUGCAGAGGAACCCUGAGGACCAGGAGAUGCUGCAGCUGAUGGAGGAGUACAAGAAUGAGUACGACCUUGUCGGCUUCCUCAUCGACCACGAACAACGACUUUAUGAGCCAUCUUUUGUUAGCGGCGUGAAGCUUGUCGACUUGGGAAAGUACAGCAGCGGCUCUGAGCGCCUGGAGGAAGCGCUGAGGCUCUACCUGCAGGAGUACGACCUCUGCCAGGCCGAAUGUGACGGGGUCGGCCAUUUUUCUUCACACACAGACUUCUACGCUCUGUUAGCUGAAGUCUACUUUGACACGUUAAAAUGCAAGAUAAAGUGUGAGGAAAACCUAAAGCCCAACGUUGGCGGCUACUUCGUGGAGAACUUCGUUCCCACCAUUUACCACUACCUCCAGUACGCCUAUUACAAACUGAACGACGGGCGCAGAGCCGUGCCCUGUGCGUACAGCUACUUCCUGUUCCAGCCUGAAGACCCGGUGAUGAAGGACAACCUGCUGUACUACGAGGCCUACAGCCCACAGUGGGGCCUGCAGGCCCACCACUUCACACCCAGAACAGAAGCUCUUCGAUUCUACAACCAGACCGUCACUCAAAAACAGAUGGUGACGUUUCUAAUAAAGUACUUGGAGACAAAUGAUGAGGGUUUUAGUGGACCAGAAAAAGAUCCACUGUUGUCCUCUGAGUCUCCUGACGCCGAGUUUGAUGGUGUGGGAGAUUAUGAAGAGUCCAUGUUUGCAAAAUGGAGGCAGAAGAAAGGAAAAGGAGACGCAGGAGAGGCCGACAUCUGAGCUCAACCAUUUACAUCUUCAACCUUUAGGAAUGUUAGAUACUUACAUUUAUUUAAAAUGGUACCAUAAUAAUAAUUUUAAGCAGUACAUAGUUGUCAUUAAGUUUUUUUGUCACAUUAAAUAUCCAAAAAGAGUUUGAAAUGAUUCACCAGACUUUUCCUUUACAUCACAAAAAACAAAUUAUUUAGCUUUUUGUUUUUAUUCUUUAUUGUAACUUUUAGUUUUGCUCCAUUCAGCUWAAUUAUAAAGCACCUUUUCCAGUUGUAUUUGUUUUAAAAUAUUUUAUAUAAAUAAAUGACAUUUAAGUU
Poecilia reticulata (guppy) is the source of this 3084-nucleotide messenger RNA. Its product is annotated as endoplasmic reticulum protein SC65-like. The record is from RefSeq and is a predicted model, not a curated record. Gene Ontology annotation, molecular function: collagen binding; protein binding. Gene Ontology annotation, biological process: peptidyl-lysine hydroxylation; collagen fibril organization. Gene Ontology annotation, cellular component: endoplasmic reticulum. NCBI's taxonomy places the organism in Eukaryota, Metazoa, Chordata, Actinopteri, Cyprinodontiformes, Poeciliidae.